Messenger RNA from Colletotrichum godetiae, 243 nucleotides. RefSeq lists its product as uncharacterized. Bases 21 to 188 code for a protein of 55 amino acids. Gene Ontology annotation, molecular function: zinc ion binding; DNA binding. Lineage: Eukaryota; Fungi; Ascomycota; Sordariomycetes; Glomerellales; Glomerellaceae. Gene Ontology annotation, biological process: DNA-templated transcription. The record is from RefSeq and is a predicted model, not a curated record. The transcript has a single exon.
AUGGCGGCCUGGCUGCAUGGAUGUACGUUGACCUCGCCACGCGGAUGGCUCAAACCAUGAAACUCGGAUCUGCUCAAGCGCCCUCGAGUUGUUGGCAAGAUCAGGAGGUGAGGCGCCGCACCAUGUUCAGUUGCUUGAUUCUCUGUCGGCUUUUAUGCUGCGCAACUGGCCGAGUACCCGCGGUUUAAGCUCAUGACCUUCCAAAGCAGCUGCCAAGCCUUCAACUUCGGUGGCUUCAUUUAU